Messenger RNA from Colossoma macropomum (tambaqui), 2274 nucleotides. It is a transcript of the gene serpinh2, whose product is annotated as serine (or cysteine) peptidase inhibitor, clade H, member 2. Gene Ontology annotation, molecular function: serine-type endopeptidase inhibitor activity. The transcript has 5 exons. Gene Ontology annotation, cellular component: endoplasmic reticulum. The record is from RefSeq and is a predicted model, not a curated record. Bases 234 to 1490 code for a protein of 418 amino acids. Lineage: Eukaryota; Metazoa; Chordata; Actinopteri; Characiformes; Serrasalmidae. Gene Ontology annotation, biological process: collagen fibril organization; negative regulation of endopeptidase activity.
CACAGGCAGGCAGCCUGAACGACUACGGGCUGGAAUGUUAGAAAGUUCGCGAAGGGGCUAAAAUGCCCGGACUGGAGCAGCUACAGACUGGAUUUGGCUCGAGGAAAAGUUGGCAAACAAGAAAAAGAACUUCCUCUGCCACGUCGGAAGCCCCUGCCUUCCUUGUCGGCUCGCUCCAAGCUCCCUGAAGGAGAGGAGGAAAGAGGGAAACCGUAACUGAUUAACGCUCUGCCAUGCUGCCUACUGCUGUUCUGUCUCUAUCACUGUUGAAUCUGCUGGCUCUGGGGGUCGGCUCCUCCACCUCCAAGGCACCCCCAGCCUCAGGUAACCCCCAGCAGCCCCAGCAGGCUGGUUUCUCUUUGGGGCACCCCAGCUGGUCCCUGGGGCUGCAGCUCUAUAAGGCCCUGCGGAGUGAAGGCUCCCAAACCAACACUCUCAUCUCUCCAGUACUGCUUGCCAGCUCCCUGGGUGCCUUAAGCCGUGCAGCCAAAGGAACCACAGCUGGACAGCUCCAGGACCUCCUGCAGACUGCCAAAGACGAGAAGAAAGCUGAGGAAGCUUUAUCCAAUGCGCUGAAAUCCAUGCAUGAGGGGAAUGGAACAAGCUACGCACUGCAUGCGUCCUCAGCUCUUUUCUCCAAACAGGUUCCUGCACUGGAGAAGGCCUUCCUGGAGGAACUCCAGGCUCAGUUUAGGUUGGGCCAUGUGCCUCUAAGUGCAGAGGAUAAGCAGGGGGAUAUGGAGAAGCUUCGCUCCUGGGCUAAAGGUGGAAUGGGAGGACUGGAGGGGUCUCCACUGACUGAGGGACCAGACGCCAAAGAUGGAGCUAUGAUCCUGGCCAAUGCACUGCACUUAAAAGGCUUUUGGGAUCGUAGCUUUGACCAAGAAAACCAAGACCUGCGAAGCUUUUUAGGGACCAAAUACACCAAAGUGUACAUGAUGCACAGAUCAGGAGUGUACCGUCACUAUGAGGACAUGGAAAAUAUGGUGCAGGUGUUGGAGCUGGGCCUGUGGGGUGGAAAGGCCAGCAUGGUGCUGCUGCUGCCCUUCCAUGUCGAGAGUCUGGCCAGACUGGAGCGCGUGCUGACCCUGGAACAGCUGGAGAAGUGGUUGGGGAAGCUGAGCAGCAUAAGCAUGGCACUCUCACUGCCCCGGGUCAAUGUCAGCAGCACACUCAGCCUGCAGAAACAAUUGGCUGCGCUGGGUGUGGUAGAUGCGUGGGACCAGAAGGUGGCAGAUUUCUCUGGGUUGUCUGGCCAGGCAAAGGGGAAUCUUCACCUGGGGGACGUUCUUCACUGGGCCUCCCUGGAGCUGACCUCAGAGUCAGGCAGUAAGGACAGCAUGGACAAGGACGAGCAUGUGGAGAAACCCAAACUCUUCUACGCAGAUCAUUCCUUCAUCAUCCUGGUGAAGGAUAACAGCACUGGGGCUCUGUUGUUAUUGGGUGCUUUGGACUUGGCAGGGGGAGUUGCGCUGCAUGAUGAGCUGUAGAACUGAAAUACCUGACACACACAUACAUAUACAGUACAGAGUUAUUACAAUGUAUGACCAUGGCACCGACACUCAGCUGAGCCAAUUUUUUCAGUGACACUUGUAUCUUGUUCAUCUUUAGCAUUUUGUAUCAGUGGUUUAGCAUUUCCUUAACAAAUUGGUUAAAGUAAUUUUGAUCAAGUCAGAUUUACAGUUUUCCCUUCAUCCUGAAUGUUGCUGAUCAGCCAGGGCCUGUUUUGAGUUCAGCAUUUGCUUCUUUAAUUUUGCUGUAGAGGCUAAUGUUGUUAACAAGUUGUGGAAGUUUAUACCCACUAGUGAUGCUAAUUUUGAUAUUCAACUAUCUAUAAGAGUUAACAAACGGGUUCAUUUAGCGGCAGGGAAGGAAAAAACUGGCUUCGUCCAAAUUAGUGUAGGACUGUAGGCUCACUUUUUUAGGUGAUGGCACUGGUGUUACACAAAAAAUUUGGCAGCAUGUAUAAAAAAUACAUUUAAAAACAUCUAAAAGUCACAGCUAAAAACAGUAAUCGAAGCUAGAAUUUUGUCUGUAUGUUUGACCCUUUUUAUAGACAAGCAUAUCAGAGUGUCAGAAAACAUACAAGUCUGUUUGACAUUACAUAGUAGGCAUGCAGUUUCCAUGAUGCUAACAGGUGGCAUAACUAUUACUUGUUAACUACAUUAAUCUUGUAGUUAUAGUGCACUACUACACUAAAGAAGCAAGUAUUAGACACCAAAUAUGUCUCAGCUAAAUGAGUAAAGGGAAAAUCAUGUAAAUUUGGUAUUUGGC